AUGAUAGAGGAGAGGAAGAGGCCUCUUACUACGAAGGGACAUCCAACCCUUGUGGGCAGUCUCGCACCCGCGCCGACAUCGCUUUGUCGUAUAACCCCAGAGCGAGGAUGUCCUCCAUGGUCCUUCAAGUAUGAUUCGCAGCCUGGGCUGUCGCAUUCUGAUCGAAGGGCUGUAUUUGCCUUCUUGAAGAUGACAGGCACAAACACGAAGGUGGCUACCGGUGGUGGAAGGGAAAGGGGCGGGGACUACUCUCCGCUGGACUCUAAAGAGCCUGUGAAAACAAUGAGACCUAAAGAUACCGCCUGGCUUCAACAACGGAUAAAGGCAUGGAGCCCUCUAAUCACCGCUCCCUGGACGAUCCCCAUCUUCUUCAUCCUCGCGGUCAUCUUCGCCCCCAUCGGCGGCCUCCUCCUCUACACCUCCGCCCAGGUCCAGGAGCUCACAAUCGACUACACCCACUGCCUGACCAGCGCCAACGACACAAUGUCUCCCAUCCCGCGCAGCUCCUUCAGCACCUACUUCCACACGCCGCUCACCCCCGCCGACCUCGACGCCUACCGCUGGCGCUCCAGCCCCGCCACCAAGACCUGCACCCUGCAGUUCACCAUCCCCUCCAACUUCACCCCGCCAGUGCUCUUUCGCUACAAGCUCACAAACCUGCACACCAACCACCGCCGCUUCGUCAUGUCCCUCGACCGCGCGCAGCUCAUGGGCGAAGCCCGCACCCGCGACGAGCUCAUGAGCCACUCGGACACCAACUUCCGCUGCAACCCGCUGUACGCCAACAGCGCCGGCAUCCCCUACUACCCCUGCGGCGAGAUUGCAAACUCCAUGUUCAACGACACCUUCCACGCGCCCGUGCGCGCCGCCGACGGCCACGUCUACCCCAUCACCUCGCGCGGCAUCGCCUGGCCGCACGACCGCGCGCUCUACCGCCCCACCGCCUAUAAACCCGCGGACGUCGUGCCGCCGCCGUUCUGGGAGGAGGCCUUCCCGCAGGGCUACAACAGCAGCAACAUGCCGAACCUGCAGGACUGGGAGGAGUUUCAUGUUUGGAUGCGGCCCGCGGGGCUGGCGAGGUUUAGUCGCCUGGCGAAGCGUAAUGAUCACAAUGUGCUGGGCGCGGGGGUGUGGCAGAUGAAUGUCACGUCGCGCUUCAGCACGCAAGGGUAUAAUGGGCGCAAGGCGCUCGUGCUGACGACGAGCAGUGCGAUGGGCGGGAGGGGCACGGAGCUCGGGUGGGCGUAUGUGGUUUCGGCGGUGGUGUGUGCCGUGCUGGGCGUGGGUAUGACGGCGGGGGUGUUGGGGGUGCCGAGGCAAUUGGGGGAUCCGGCGGGUUUGUCGUGGAAUAGGCCGGAUUGCUAUGUAGUCAGGGACGGGAGAGAGUGCGGGUCGCUGUGGGAGCGACACUCUGUCUCUGCCCUGUUCGUCCAACAAGCUGGUACCGGCGCUGCAACGAGAAACAGAAGCGGGGCCCUGAAAAAUUGUAAUAACGGGCACAAGACAAGACGAGACGAGACGAGACGAGACGAGACCAACCUGCUCAUCUUGUCUUGCCUUCUCUCGUUCCAUGAUGAACCAUAG
This is a messenger RNA of Morchella importuna, 1584 nucleotides long. RefSeq lists its product as uncharacterized. The coding region runs from base 1 to 1584 and encodes 527 amino acids. Gene Ontology annotation, cellular component: endoplasmic reticulum; Golgi apparatus; plasma membrane. The record is from RefSeq and is a predicted model, not a curated record. Lineage: Eukaryota; Fungi; Ascomycota; Pezizomycetes; Pezizales; Morchellaceae. The transcript has 9 exons.